AUGCGACAAGACGACAGCCUAUAUACUCUUCCAUUACUUACAUUUGGAGUGAUUUUGAUGUGUCAGCUUUUGUUAUCAGAUAUCAACGGACUCGAAGGUCCCUUGUCAGACUCUAACACAGUCACCGAGGAAGUCUCGUUGAAUUCCAAAGAGAUAGAGACUCAGGAGAGUCCAAUGGCCGCCGACACUGUCUCAGUAACGGAAAUGCAAGCCCAUCAACAAGAUCGAACACACCGUUCUCGCAGUGUACACCGCCAUGAGAGCACACGCGAUAACUUAGAGUUUGACAGAAUCGAACUUCUUGAGAAACUUCUCGCAACUUACGAUGAAAACAGCCAUAGAUACAAGAGCCGUCGCGCGAACCGUAAAUGCUGCUGCAAUCAUGGCCGUCAGCAGCCGGACAAGCCUUCAGGACCCCCGACCUAUAAUCGGCUGAAUGGUGUGAUCGAGGUCGUACAUACUGGUAGCAGCUGGCAGCUACUUUCGACAAGAUGCCACAUCGAGAAGAACCAAAAUGGGCAUACUAGCUAUCUCUACGAAUAUCGCCACUGGGCAGAGUUGUAUGAACAACCCGUCCACGGCGAAUAUCGCACCAGACCACAGAUAAGCAGGGUUGAAACUCUCGACUACGUGUUCAAAGAUGUCUCAAUAACCUUUAUCACCAAAGCACCCCGUUGUGGGUAUUCGAAAGAGGUCUGGGCUGCCAUUUCGGGAAAGCCACUGCCAAUUCCAGGGUCAAUUAUUCGCAAGACUUGGGAGCACCAAGGGUCAUGUGUCGUGCGUCGAGAUCAGAUAUUGGGCCCUGGAAAGCUGAUCACUCGGGUACAGCAUCCGGACGACUCCGUGCAGCUGGACUUUUCAGCUUUCUUCUCUGGGUUACAUGACAUUGGCAGAGCACUUCUACCUUGUAUUUUCGGGGCUCUUCAGGAGGACAGCAAUCUGGAUGAGAUCGACUAG
Molecule: messenger RNA, 957 nt
Organism: Fusarium sp. VM40
Lineage: Eukaryota; Fungi; Ascomycota; Sordariomycetes; Hypocreales; Nectriaceae
Source: the annotation of a GenBank genome assembly